This is a messenger RNA of Kogia breviceps (pygmy sperm whale), 563 nucleotides long. Its product is annotated as small nuclear ribonucleoprotein E-like. Gene Ontology annotation, cellular component: U5 snRNP; U4 snRNP; U2 snRNP. The record is from RefSeq and is a predicted model, not a curated record. Gene Ontology annotation, biological process: spliceosomal snRNP assembly; mRNA splicing, via spliceosome. Lineage: Eukaryota; Metazoa; Chordata; Mammalia; Artiodactyla; Physeteridae. Gene Ontology annotation, molecular function: RNA binding.
AUGGGUCCAGAUGACGCCUGUCCAAUUGGGCAGCCGUGGAGUUUGUUACCACUUAAAAAUAGUGUCCCAGGUGCAACAGCUCUCUGCGCAAGUGGAUUCCGGAAGUUGCUUUUUGAGGUAGUGUGCGGGAUAGUGUGGUCUUUGGGAGCUUCCACCGUGGCGUACCGGGGCCAGGGCCAGGAGGUGCAGAAGGUAAUGGUGCAGCCAAUCAAUCUCAUCUUCAGAUACUUGCAAAAUAGAUCUCGGAUUCAGGUGUGGCUUUAUGAGCAAGUGAAUAUGCGGAUAGAGGGCUGUAUCAUUGGUUUUGAUGAGUAUAUGAACCUCGUAUUAGAUGAUGCAGAAGAGAUUCAUUCUACAACAAAGUCAAGAAAACAACUGGGUCGGAUCAUGCUAAAAGGAGAUAACAUUACUCUGCUCCAAAGUGUCUCCAACUAGAUGAUCAAUGAAGUGAGAAAUGGUUGAGAAGGCAAUACAGUUUUUUUUAGGUGUGCUUUGUUAGAAGUGUAGCUCUAAAGCAUUUAUUCGUAUUGUUUUGCUCACCUUUAUGUUAUUACCAGAUGACA